GAGGACUGGCCGUCUGUCAGCGCGAUGCCAGGCAAAGCUGCGCCCAUCAAGAAGUCCCCAGCCAAGAAGGCUGCCGAGAAGGCACCUGAGCCUGCCCCGGAGCCCGAACCAGCACCUGCAGAGGCCCCACCUGCGGAGGCUCCACCUGCAGAAGCUCCACCUGCAGAAGCUGCUCCAGCCGAGGUGCCGGCCGAUGCAGCUCCUGCAGCCGAGGGAGAAGCUGCUCCCGCCGCCCCAGCAGAGGAAACCCCCGCUGCUGCUGAAGGAAGCCCUCCAGUCCCAACCAGCGCUCCUCUGGAAGUAACUGUGGAUGAUGUGAACGACUCCAGCCUCACCAUCAAGUGGACAACGCCAGCGACCAUUGGAGACUCCGGCCUGGACGGAUACACCAUUGAGUACUGCAAGGAUGGAGCUACAGACUGGGUUGUAGCUAACGAGGAGCUGACCCCAGCUAACCGUUACUGCAUCAGGAAUCUGACAACCGGCGACCUGCUGCGCGUACGCGUGGUGGCUGUAAACCCCGGUGGCCGUAGUGAACCUGGUGCGCUUGCUGAGCCUGUGCCGAUCCGCGAGGUUGGGGAGCGUCCCAAGAUCCGCCUGCCACGCGCUCUCAGAUCUCGUUACGUCAAGCAAGUUGGAGAGCAGAUCAACGUGGUGAUCCCGUUUCUUGGAAAGCCCAAACCUGCAGUGUCCUGGCUUAAAGAUGGUCAGCCUGUGGACACCAAGAGGGUCAACAUCAGGAACAGUGACAAGGACAGCAUUGUAUUUAUCCGCACAGCUCAGAGGGAGGACUCUGGCGUUUACGAGAUGGCAGUUAAAGUGGACAGCUUUGAAGACAAAGCCACCCUCACCCUUCAGAUUGUGGAGCGGUCUGGCCCUCCCGCGAGUGCGAAGAUGGUGGACAGCUGGGGCUUCAACGCUGCUCUGGAAUGGACUCCUCCCAAGGAUAACGGCAACACAGAUAUCACCGGAUACACCAUCCAGAAGGCUGACAAAAAGACAGGGGAGUGGUUCACAGUGCUAGAGCACUACCACAGAUUAACUGCCACCGUCUCAGACCUCAUCAUGGGCAACUCGUACUCCUUCAGGGUGUUUGCUGAAAACCAAGUGGGCAUCAGUGAGAUGAGCGCCGUCACCAAGGAAGUGGCCACCAUCCAGAAGACAGGUAUUGUCUACAAGCCUCCUGAGUACCAGGAACGCGACUUUAGCGAAGCACCAAAGUUCACCACUCCCCUUAGUGACCGAGCCGCCACUGUGGGAUACACCACCAAGCUGCUGUGCUCUGUUCGUGGAUGUCCUAAGCCAAAGAUCGAGUGGCUGAAGAAUCAGAUGAUAAUUGGUGACGACCCAAAGUUUCGUCAGCUCUCCAACCAGGGCAUUUGCUCCCUCGAGAUCCGGAAGCCUUGCAGCUUCGAUGGAGGCGUGUAUACCUGCAGAGCCAAGAACGCCCAGGGAGAGGCCACCGUCUCCUGCAAACUGGAGGUCAAACAGGUUAUUCUUCCAGACGGUGACAAGGAAAAAGGCAAAUAAACCAAUAACUAAACCUAUAGAGUGCCUUUAAAGGACCAGCAGAAGUCCAGGUCUUAUGCUUUAAGAGUGUUUGAGGAGUUGAGAAAAAGUUGUGGUGGGCUGUGCAGCAUUGUGUACAUAAUGAAGAAAGAGACAAAACAACACACCGACAUCUCCACAUCUAUUUCUACUUACCCAUCCUGACUUUUUCACUACUUCUAGUGUGCAGGGAAGACACACACCAUCCAGUCUGUCUACGUUAGCAAAAUGUUGUAUGUUAUUUUAUUGGUGACAUGUUUGUAAGGUUAUAGUUGCCAUGCUUUGGGCCUGUGCCCAUUUGCUGUUUGUUACAGUAUAUAUGUACUACUCAAUAAAACUGAAUUCUUGGAGAUGGUAUUGCAAUGACUGUAUGGAUGUUCAAUAAAAAUUGUAUUUUAUUAUAUAUUAUGUGGAUUUCUGCACAAAUUUCAAGGCACAAUGACACACUACACAUGCUUUUAAGGACUGUCAGAUUUAUGGUACAAGUUUUCUAGCAUUAUCACGAUGAGGCAUAGUAGUAAAGAGAGGAGCCACCAUCAGCAAGAGUCCAGUGAUGACCACAGCAAACAUAGCGAACGCAGAAGGAGUCACAGCACUGAGUAAAUGUCACCUCGCAGCAAUAUUACUUCUUCUACUCCCGUGUUUUUCUUCCUGUUUUCUACCCAAGUUGUCUGGUCUGUCCCUUGUGCUGAAGAGAAGGAACGUUUGCACGUCGGACCUCUGGAGUUGUUGUCUUUUGGUCAAUAUAAUGUUGCUGAUAUUUCACUCCCUGUUAGACCGUUGUUAGUCUCCACUUGAAAUCUGAAAAGUGGCAAAAAAUGGCAUUUUAAUUUUCUAUGGUUCGUGUUUUUGCCCCUGGAAGAUAUGGGUUUGUACAUAAUGCUGGCUUUUUGAAAAGUAGCAUGUGUGAAGUUAUUGGUCAAUGAAGAUGUUAGAAACGUGAUGACCAUACAGAUAGGUUUGGAUUUAUCCGGUCAGGUUUCAAGAUCCAUAUCUAAACUGUCUGCUACCACCUUGAGUGGUACUGAGUGGAUUUUUUAGUUUUUUUUUUUUUUUUUUUUGUCAUAUUCCGAUCUUUGGUAAAUAAAAUCUGAAAGAAAAAAAAAAAAGGGAUUUUUGGAUGUUGUCAUAAGCCCAAAAAAAACCAACCUUAAAAACACUUUCUACACCAUUCUAGUGGGAUAAGCUACAACAUCAUCAAAAGCUGUCAAAAUGCCCCUUUUAACAAGUCUGUAAAAUUUGUUCAGGGUUUGAAAACAGUUUACUUUCUCUGUCCAGUUGUUUUAAAGCAAUUGCUGGACUUGAGCAUAUCUGGACUUACACUUCUGGUCAUCACAGGUUCUUAUCCUAUUUCUCUGUACUCUGUAGGCAUGAAUUGAAAGAAAACUUACACUUUAAUUGAAAGGAAAUAAAAAUUGGUUUCUAUUAA
This is a messenger RNA of Stegastes partitus (bicolor damselfish), 2977 nucleotides long. RefSeq names its product myosin binding protein Ha (gene mybpha). The transcript has 12 exons. Bases 25 to 1530 code for a protein of 501 amino acids. The record is from RefSeq and is a predicted model, not a curated record. Gene Ontology annotation, molecular function: protein binding. Lineage: Eukaryota; Metazoa; Chordata; Actinopteri; Pomacentridae.